AUGCCUGAUAGGGAGUUGGUGCGCUACCGGCGGCUGGAGGUCGGCUUCGUGUGGCAGGCGACGGGCCGCAACUUGGUGCCCUACCUCACGGCUCAAGACAACAUCGAGUUGCCCCUCGCCCUGGCUGGCGCCGACAUCGCCUCGCGCCACCGUCGCAGUUUGGAGCUAUUGGCUGCCUUGGACAUGACCGAGAAGGGUGACAGGUACCCCCAGCAGCUUUCCGGUGGGGAGCAGCAACGGGUGGCCAUCGGGGUCGCUUUGGCCAACUCACCGCCCCUGCUGCUGGCUGACGAACCCACAGGCGAACUGGAUACGGAUAAUGCCAACCGCAUCUUCGACCUUAUGCGUCGCAUCAACCAACUCUUCGGAGUAACGGUUGUCAUGGUGACCCACUAUCCAGGGGUGGCCGAGCAUGUGGACCGGGUCAUCCACAUCCGUGACGGCCGUAUAAGCUCCGAAAGCUUCCUAGAGCCCACGUUCCAGAAGGACGGCGAGAACGUACUGCGGGAAUACUUGGUGGUGGACGAAGCGGGACGGCUGCAACUGCCCCAAGACUACAUGUCCCAGCUACAACUGCAGGGCUUGGCCAAGGCGGACAUCGCCGAGCGCACGGUAACCUCGAGCCACCAACUACGGCUCCCGCACGCAGCGAGCAGGACAGUCCGUCGGAGGACAAGUAUCACAAGGGCCUUUGGCUCCGGCGACCAGAGAGUCGUUGCCCUUCAGGAAGUCGACCUAAACGUCUUUCCGGGGGAAUUCCUAGCGGUCACCGGACGCUCCGGGUCGGGCAAAACGACUCUCCUGAACCUGUUAGCAGGGCUGGACCAGCCCACCGCAGGGCACGUCCUGUUCGACGGGCAAGACCUGUCGGCAAUCCCCGACGCCUCCUUGGUGGAAUUGCGGCGCCACAAGAUCGGGUUCGUAUUCCAGUCUUUCGGCCUUAUGCCACUGCUAUCUGCCUACGAGAACGUGGAGCUGCCGUUGCAUAUCGGCGGCGUGUCUUGGCGCGAGAGACGACGUCGAGCGUUGGAAGCUCUCGAACUGGUGGGGCUGGGCCUCCGCAGCCGUCAUCGGCCCUACGAGCUAUCGGGCGGUGAGCAGCAGCGGGUGGCCAUCGCACGGGCGCUGGUCUCCAAUCCCCAGGUGGUCUUCGCCGACGAGCCUACCGGCGAAACUGGACAGCAACACAGCGUCGACCAUCUCCGAGAUAUUGCGUGA
Molecule: messenger RNA, 1218 nt
Organism: Geodia barretti
Lineage: Eukaryota; Metazoa; Porifera; Demospongiae; Tetractinellida; Geodiidae
Source: the annotation of a GenBank genome assembly